Metopolophium dirhodum (rose-grain aphid) is the source of this 531-nucleotide messenger RNA. RefSeq lists its product as uncharacterized. The transcript is spliced from 3 exons. The record is from RefSeq and is a predicted model, not a curated record. NCBI's taxonomy places the organism in Eukaryota, Metazoa, Arthropoda, Insecta, Hemiptera, Aphididae. The coding region runs from base 1 to 531 and encodes 176 amino acids.
AUGCCUACUCCUACCGUUGACAACUUUAAAAAUAUAGCUGAUGAGUUCUACGAAAAAUGGAACUUUCCUUAUUGUGUGGGUAGUAUUGACGGGAAACACAUAAGAUUGAGGUGUCCUAAAAACUCAGGAAUUGUCGACGCCAAAUAUAGAUUUAUAAUGAUAAACGUUGGCGGUUAUGUUAAGGAUAGUGAUGUUGGUAUUUUGUGCAAUACAAAUUUUCACCAACGUCUAGAAUCUGGUACUCUCAAAUUACCAAUAGAAAGGAAAUUGGGCAAUUCGGGUAUCUCAGCCCCCUAUGUUUUUGUUGGUGAUGAGGCGUUUCCUCUUAGAAAUUAUCUAAUGAGACCAUUUCCAAGAAACCAAGCACAAGAAACAAACAAGUCAUAUUAUAACUACCGAUUAUCCAGAGCUAGAAUGACUGUUGAAUGUGCAUUCGGUAUCGCAUCCUCAAAAUUUCGAAUUUUAUUGAAGGCAAUAGAAACUAAAGUUGAAAAUGCCGACCAAGUGAUGAGCCAAGAAAUAAAGAAAUAA